AUGGAAGUUGUAAAUUGCACCACUGUGACAGAGUUCAUCAUUUUGGGGUUAACAGAGGAUGCUACACUUUGUGUCAUCUUCUUUGUGAUAUUUCUAGGAGUCUAUGUUGUCACCUUAGCAGGCAAUAUCAGCAUAAUUACAUUAAUACGCAGCUGUUCCCAGCUUCACACCCCCAUGUACCUCUUCCUCAGCCACCUGGCCUUUGUGGACAUCGGGUACUCCACAUCAGUCACACCUGUCAUGCUCAUAGGGUUCCUUGGGCGUGGUGUGGCCCUCCCUCUUGCUGGCUGUGAAGCCCAGCUCUGCUCUGUGGUCAUGUUUGGGACAGCCGAGUGCUUCCUGCUGGCUGCCAUGGCCUAUGACCGCUAUGUGGCCAUCUGCUUGCCCUUGCUGUACUCCACCCACAUGUCCCCCAGAGUCUGUAUCCUCUUGGUGGGGGCUUCCUACCUGGGUGGGUGUGUGAAUGCCGGGACAUUUAUUAGUUGUUUAUUGAGUCUGUCUUUCUGUGGGCCAAAUCAUGUAGACCACUUUUUCUGUGAUUUCUCCCCUUUGUUGAAACUUUCCUGCUCAGAUAUCUCCAUUAUUGAAAUUAUCCCUUCCAUCUCAUCUGGAACCAUCAUUGUGGUUACAGUAUUUGUCAUAGCUCUUUCUUACAUCUGCAUCCUCUUUGCUAUCCUGAAGAUGCGCUCCACUGAAGGGCGCCACAAGGCCUUCUCCACCUGCACCUCUCACCUCACUGCAGUUACCCUCUACUACGGAACUAUUACCUUCAUUUACGUCAUGCCAAAAUCCAGCUAUUCAACUGGCCAGAACAGAGUGGUGUCUCUGUUCUACACAGUGGUGAUUCCCAUGCUGAAUCCCCUCAUCUACAGUCUGAGGAACAGAGAUGUGAAGGAGGCACUGAGAAAGGCAACUGUCAGAAUAUAUUCUUAG
Manis pentadactyla (Chinese pangolin) is the source of this 933-nucleotide messenger RNA. RefSeq names its product olfactory receptor 491-like. The coding region runs from base 1 to 933 and encodes 310 amino acids. Gene Ontology annotation, biological process: sensory perception of smell; G protein-coupled receptor signaling pathway. Gene Ontology annotation, molecular function: olfactory receptor activity; odorant binding; G protein-coupled receptor activity. Gene Ontology annotation, cellular component: membrane. The transcript has a single exon. NCBI's taxonomy places the organism in Eukaryota, Metazoa, Chordata, Mammalia, Pholidota, Manidae. The record is from RefSeq and is a predicted model, not a curated record.